CUAAAUACACAAUUUUCCAAUAAACUGUAUUAGUAAUUUUUUCAUAUAAGAAAUAAUUUUCUGCUCAAUUUCAGCAUCCUGUGGAAAAGGAUCAGCAGCUGUACCAAAUUAAUUGCCAAGAACUAUGGCUCAGUUAUUGUCUCCAGUGUGCAUGGAGGCUCUCAAAAUCCAUAACCCGUCAUUGAAUUUGUGUUCAAGAAACUCAUGGCGUAUCCUGGUGAAGUCUGCAAGUCCUCCUUGUACCUUUGUGACACACAGUGGUAAGCGAAGAAGCUGUGGCAGAGUUAGAGUUACAGCUGAAGAUUCGGUUUCUCCUACUGAGACAGUUGCGGAUGACUAUUAUUCAGUUCUGGGACUGCUUCCAGAUGCCACACCUGAGCAGAUCAAGAAGGCAUACUAUAAUUGCAUGAAAGCAUGCCACCCGGACUUGAGUGGAAACAAUGAUCCCGAGACUACAAAUUUCUGCAUGUUCAUCAAUGAAAUCUACACGGUGCUCAGUGAUCCCAUCCAGCGUAGGAUUUAUGAUGAAAUUCAUGGGUACGCUUUGACUUCAAUGAAUCCUUUCGUGGAUGAUUCUAGCCUCAAGGAUCACACUUUUGUUGAUGAAUUUAGCUGCAUAGGCUGCAAAAAUUGUGCCAAUGUAGCCCCUGAUGUGUUUGCAAUUGAGGAAGACUUUGGAAGAGCCAGGGUAUACAACCAAUGCGGCAACCGUGAAUUAGUUCAGCAGGCAAUUGAUAGUUGCCCUGUUAGCUGCAUUCAUUGGACAUCUGCUGCACAACUAUCAUUACUUGAAGAUGAGAUGCGACGUGUAGAAAGAGUCAAUGUUGCCUUUAUGCUAUCAGGAAUGGGAUCAGCAUCAAUUGAUGUUUUCAGAAUGGCAAGUUCCAGAUGGGAAAAAAGGCAGUCAAAAGUCUUGGAAAAAGCAAAAUGGAGAAUGAUGAAGCAGCAAGGUUCUGGUAAGAAAGAUUCCUACUGGGACAAUCUGUGGGGCAAAGCAAAAGACUAUCAAAGUUCAGAUGAGGAAGUUGAAGAAAGAGCAAAAAAAGCCGCUGCAGCAGCACGGAGAUGGAGGGAAUACUCAAGGAGGGGUGUUGAUAAGCCUCCCACAUUUAAACUUCCAGAGGCUGCCCCUGACAAAGACAAAUGAUCAGUACUUUUUUUUAUACCUUCUAUAACAUUCAGUCCCUUGUAAUUAAUUCAUUUAUAGCCUCUCAGUGAAACCAAUGAGAUCUUUCUUUCUCAAUUACCCAUGAUUGUUUAUGAAGCAACUGUGAUUAAGGUAAAUUUAUACACUUAGAUGAACUAUAGUAAUACAAAAGAAACUAGUUUAUAAUUAUGAUUGCAGUUGUAGUGUGCUCUAUUUUAACUCUUGGAAAAAUUGCAAACACUGAAUUUUAUGUUUAAAUAUUUAUAGUUCAAG
This is a messenger RNA of Abrus precatorius (Indian licorice), 1420 nucleotides long. Its product is annotated as chaperone protein dnaJ C76, chloroplastic-like. The record is from RefSeq and is a predicted model, not a curated record. Gene Ontology annotation, molecular function: iron ion binding; electron transfer activity. NCBI's taxonomy places the organism in Eukaryota, Viridiplantae, Streptophyta, Magnoliopsida, Fabales, Fabaceae. The coding region runs from base 125 to 1147 and encodes 340 amino acids. The transcript is spliced from 10 exons.